Messenger RNA from Rhea pennata, 2767 nucleotides. It is a transcript of the gene SH2D3C, whose product is annotated as SH2 domain containing 3C. The transcript is spliced from 11 exons. Gene Ontology annotation, biological process: positive regulation of peptidyl-serine phosphorylation; small GTPase-mediated signal transduction. Lineage: Eukaryota; Metazoa; Chordata; Aves; Rheiformes; Rheidae. The record is from RefSeq and is a predicted model, not a curated record. Bases 93 to 2240 code for a protein of 715 amino acids. Gene Ontology annotation, molecular function: guanyl-nucleotide exchange factor activity; phosphotyrosine residue binding.
CCGAAGUCCGGCGCUCAGAGCUGGGCAGGAGCUCGCCCGCGAGAGUUUCUGCCCGUCUGGAGCGGAGGCGUCCGCGGCGCUCGGCAGGGCAGAUGACAGAGGUGGGCAGGAGGAUUUGCCCCCUGGGCCGCGGCAGCCCCCACGAUGGCCUGGAGUCCAGCAGCGAAUACGUGAAGUUCUCCAAGGAAAAAUACAUCCUCGACUCGUCACCCGAGAAGCUGCACAAGGAGCUGGAAGAGGAGCUGAAGCUGAGCAGCGCCGACCUGCGCAGCCACGCUUGGUACCACGGCCGCAUCCCGCGGGAGGUGUCGGAGAGCCUGGUGCAGAGGAACGGGGACUUCCUCAUCCGCGACUCGCUCACCAGCCUGGGCGACUACGUGCUGACGUGCCGCUGGCGCAAUGAGCCCCUCCACUUCAAGAUCAACAAAGUGACAGUGAAGUCCAGCGAUGGCCAUACCCGCAUCCAGUACCUCUUCGAGCAGGAGAGCUUCGACAACGUGCCCGCCCUCGUCCGCUUCUACGUAGGCAACUGCAGGGCCAUCUCGGAGCAGAGCGGGGCCAUCGUCUACUGCCCCAUCAACCGCACCUUCCCGCUGCGCUACCUGGAGGCCAGCUACGGACUCGCCAACGGGAAACAUGGGGGGUCCCACAGCCCCACCACCCAGAAAGGGGGGCACAUAAAGCGCAGAAGCAUCACCAUGACGGACGGCCUGACAGCAGACAAAAUCACCAGGGCUGAGGGGUGCCCAACCAGCGUGUCCCUACCGCACCACAGAGACAUCAUUCGCAACUGCGCCGUCAGCAUGGACCAGAUCCAGGACCUCCACUCCCCGAUGUCCCCCAUCUCCGAGAACCCAGCGUCGCCCGCCUACAGCACGGUUACACGGCUAAAGCCACAUACCUCCCAAGCAGCCGGGAUCGCUCCAGCCUCUCCGGUCAUAAGAAGAUCCAGCGAGCCCCAGCUGUGCCCAGGAACCAACAGCAAACCUCUGCCAGACCCUGCCCACAGCGCCCACUCCACUCCCUGCCACGGGUACGCCCGCGCGUCCCCCUCGCCCUCCGUGAACAGCUACAGCGACCCAGACACGGGGCAUUACUGCCAGCUCCACCCCACCUCGCUCAUCAACAGAGAACGGCCAGCUCACGACACCAAGCAGCUCCCAGCAAAGAGCUACGUGGAGAGGCUAAAGGUGGAGGAAGGACAGAGAGGGACUGUGGAGAACGGCUCUGGCGAAGCAGAGGCAGGGCAGCGGCUGAAGGGAGAGCUGGACUUCCUGGGCUUUGUGCCCCCCACCAUGGAGAUGAGCUCGUCCUUCAACCCCGCAGCCUUCCAGUCCCUGCUCAUCCCGCUGGAGAACAAGCCCCUGGAGAUGGCCGUGCUCAAGAAGGUCAAAGAGCUGCUGGCAGAGGUGGAUGCGAAGACGCUCGCCAAACACAUCACCAAAGUGGACUGCCAGGUCGCUAGGAUACUGGGUGUUACUACGGAGAUGCAGCGGCUCAUGGGGGUGAGCUCUGGCAUGGAGCUGCUCACCCUGCCCCACGGCCACCAGCUCCGGCUCGACCUGCUGGAACGGUUUCACACCAUGUCCAUCAUGAUCGCCGUGGACAUCCUGGGCUGCACGGGCAGCACGGAGGAGAGGGCAGCCCUGCUGCACAAAUCCAUCCAGCUGGCCGCCGAGCUCAAGAGCACCAUGGGGAACAUGUUCAGUUUUGCUGCUGUGAUGAACGCGCUGGAAAUGACGCAGAUCGCGCGGCUGGAGCAGACCUGGAUGGCGCUGCGGCAGCGGCACACGGAGGGGGCGAUCCUCUACGAGAAGAAGCUCAAGCCGUUCCUGAAAAGCCUGAACGAAGGGAAAGAAGGGCCGCCGCUGACCAACACCACUUUUCCUCACGUCAUGCCCCUCAUCGCUCUCCUGGAGCGGGACGACGCUCUCUCGGAGAGCCCCGAGCCCUGGGAGAACACGGACAACGGCGUGGAGGUGGUCAUGGCCCACCUGGAGGCGGCGCGGAUGGUGGCUCACCACGGGGGCCUCUACCGCACCAACGCCGAGGUGAAGCUGCAGGGUUUCCAGAGCAAAGCCGAGCUCCUGGAGAUCUUCAGCACCGAGUUCCAGCUGCGGCUGCUCUGGGGCAGCCGCGGGGCCGAGAGCAGCCAGGCCGAGCGCUACGAGAAGUUCGACAAGGUCCUCACGGCGCUGUCCCAUAAGCUGGAGCCCGCCGUGCGCUUCAGCGAGCUGUAACCCCCGCCGGGGACGCGAGAGAGACCGGGGCGCCGCGGGGAGCGCCGCGGGCCGUGGCUCCGUCCCCACCGCGGCUGCGGGGAAGGGGCCGGGCGCCCCGCGGGGCCUGAGGAGGCCGAGGGGUGUCCACGGCGGGCGCGGGGCAGCGGGUGGGGGGAUGAAGCGGAGGGCGCCUCUGGAAAGGCGUCUCCCACCGGCAGCCACCCCCGCUGCACGGCUCGCCCAGCCGCCCGCGUGGGAGCGGCGGGGCUGGAGAGCGCUGCAGUCCCUGGACGGGAUCCGCGUGGGGCCCCUCGCGCUACGCAGCCCCCUGCCCUUUGGUUUCAGCUUUUUCUGGUUUCCGUCUUGGUCAAGGCCUCUGACUCGUGCUUGUAAAUACGUUUCCGCGACCGCUUCGUGAUGUACAGACUCGCGCAGGACGUUUCGUGUUGUAAAUAAUUCGGCUCAUUCAUUUUGUUGUGUAAAUACGUGUACAGAGCUCAUGGGUUCGGUUCUUACAUACAAUAAACUUUUAUGCUCUUCCUCAA